AUGCCAGUGUCUCCUUCUUGCUCAAUAACGAGAAUCUCGCUUUUGCGAGCGAUUGGUGAACUCAAACGAGGGUUAAUCGCAAAGCGAAGCCAGCGCAAAUACAUCAAAAAAGGGCUGGCAGGACAAGUCUUUCGCUCGAUAGAGGUUGCAAGCUACUGUUUGGUGUGGCAUAUCGAGGUUAACUACUCCAAGAAGGAUGAGGAUGAAAACCAGAAAGACGUCAUCUUUCCAAGGCACGACAUCGAUAAUUUGGAAAAAGAUGUAUUCAAAAGCCAGGCAGAACCGAGUCGGCAGUACGAAUUUACCAAUGACGUGAUCAAUUUCUUAGAGGACGACAAGGCCGAUGAAAAGGACAUGUUGCAGUAUCUGCCUUACAUGCUAGAUGAAACCCAAAAAGAAGCCGUCGUUGCGAAAGGCUCGACGGUCCUGGUGGGUCGCUCGGGUACAGGAAGACCCACGGUUUUCGCUAGCAGACUCUUCUCUACGUACUCUCAGUAUGUCAAGCUCGGAACUGUGCCUCCGCCUGCAAUGUUCACGAGCCAUAGCGGUACAUUGGUUGAACAGGUUCGCAUCGAGUAUGAGAAUCGAGUCAGAGCGUGUACCAUUGCAGCCCCGGCGAUCCCACCGUCUGAAUUGUUGGACGAUGUCUUGCCAGAGAUUGAGGGCGAGAAAAAGCUGUUGCAUCAACUGGAGAAAAAAGAUAAGGACGACGCAUUGGACACCUUGCAACUGCUAGGUAGUGAAGUUCAAAGCGCACCUAAGGUGGUAGAGGAAGUAAUCAUUGACCAGGAAUCACUGGUUGAUUUUGAGCGCUUCGAACGCGUAUACUACAAACUAGCAGAAAAUAAUCUGCGAAAAGCGUGUUCACCCGCAUUUGUCUUCGCUGAGAUCAUGACUGUGCUUAAGGGCCGGGCCGGCCUGAUGGGGGAGCCAAAUGCCAAUUGGCUGAUGUCCAAGGACGAGUAUAUCAACAUACAGCAGGAGAAUGAUUCAACUCUCCGGUUCUUCAAAGAUCGACGAAUCAUCCUCUACGCAUUCUUCCAAAAGUAUGAGAAAGAGAGGCUGGCGAAUAAACACAUUGAUGUACCAUCGAUAGUGCAGAAUCUGAUGCAGCGAUCGCGCCAAGCAACACUGCCAACGUUCAAGGGGUUGUAUGUGGAUGAGGUGCAAGAUCUUCUGCCGUGCCAGUGGCAGCUCUUCAAGCGUCUGAAGAAUCAGCACACCGACUUCAUGUGUGGCGGUGAUCAGGCUCAAAGUAUCACAGCUGGAAAUCGGUUCCGAUUUAACCAUUUGAAAGCGUUCAUGUACGACACGAUGGAAACACGCGACGGCAAGAAAAGACCAGAUGCGAUUGCAUUGAAGAAAAACUACCGCACAUUUGAUCCAGUGCUGCAGUUUGCCAAUAAGGUGCUCGAUAUGCUCCGCUAUUUCUUCCCCAAAGAUGUCGAUUCUCUAACUGAGGAGAACGGAAAGCCGAUAGACGACCCCAACGCUAGACCAAGAUUGCUAACAGACAGUAUCAAAACUAGUUUAGAUUAUCCCUUCUACGGUGCAGACCACUUGGGAGCCAAUCAAGUCAUUCUGGUACGCGACGAGAAGGAGAAGGCCGAUCGGAAAGCGAGACUGGCGAGUAACAUGGAUGCCUAG
Sphaeroforma arctica JP610 is the source of this 1647-nucleotide messenger RNA. RefSeq lists its product as hypothetical. Lineage: Eukaryota; Ichthyosporea; Ichthyophonida. The record is from RefSeq and is a predicted model, not a curated record. Gene Ontology annotation, molecular function: ATP binding. The transcript has 10 exons. Bases 1 to 1647 code for a protein of 548 amino acids.